UAAGCAGCGGCGGGAUCUGCGCUGCCGCCGCACUCGCUGUCCCGUGCCGCUGCCCGCUAUGAGCUCCGCCACCGGUCCCGUCCGAGACCCUCCUCGGUACCUCAGCAGGGCGGAGGCUGAGGCCAUCGAGAAGGAGCUGCUGGAGGAUUACCGUUUCGGGCGGCAGCAGCUGAUUGAGAUCUGGGGACACGCCUGUGCCAUGGCUGUCACCAAGGCCUUCCCUCUGCCGUCGCUGCCGCGCAAGCAGCCAACGGUGCUGGUGGUCUGCGGCCCGGCGCAGAACGGAGCCAUUGGGCUGGUGUGCGCCCGGCACCUGCGCAUCUUCGACUACGAACCUACCAUCUUCUACCCCAAGCGCUCCCCGGACCCCCUGUACCGCGACUUCACCACCCAGUGCGAGAAGAUGGACAUCCCCUUCCUGUCCUACCUGCCCACCGAGGUGCAGCUGAUCAACGAUGCCUACAACGCGGUGGUGGACGCGGUGCUGGGCGCCGAGGCGGAGGCCAGCGAGGGGAGGGAGCCCUGCGCCGCCAUCCUGGCCACCCUCAAGCACGUCCGGAUCCCGAUCGUCAGCCUGGAUGUGCCCUCAGGGUGGGAUGUGGAAGCUGGCAGCAGUGGUGGCAUCAGCCCCGACGUCCUGGUGUCACUGUCGGCCCCCAAGCAGUGUGCCCGGCGCUUCCUGGGCCGCCAGCACUUCGUGGCUGGGCGCUUCCUCCCCUACGAUAUGCAGAAGAAGUUUGAGCUCAACCCCCCCGAGUACCCUGGCACCGAGUGCGUGGUGGCCCUGGCAGCACCCCGGGAAUAAA
Dryobates pubescens (Downy woodpecker) is the source of this 806-nucleotide messenger RNA. It is a transcript of the gene YJEFN3, whose product is annotated as YjeF N-terminal domain containing 3. The record is from RefSeq and is a predicted model, not a curated record. The transcript is spliced from 6 exons. Gene Ontology annotation, cellular component: mitochondrion. NCBI's taxonomy places the organism in Eukaryota, Metazoa, Chordata, Aves, Piciformes, Picidae. Bases 59 to 805 code for a protein of 248 amino acids. Gene Ontology annotation, molecular function: NAD(P)HX epimerase activity.